Molecule: messenger RNA, 1473 nt
Organism: Oryza sativa Japonica Group (Japanese rice)
Lineage: Eukaryota; Viridiplantae; Streptophyta; Magnoliopsida; Poales; Poaceae
Source: RefSeq, a predicted model, not a curated record
GGACUGGGCAGGGCGGCCGACGGUGGGGAGGAGGUCGCCGGGUGAGGAGUUCCGACGGUCGGCCGGCGAUGCGGCGGCGGAGACACGGGAGAAUGGGAGGGCGGCGGCAGGGCGAGGCGGCGUCGGCGGGCGAGCGCGGUGGCGGAGAGGCGGCGGCGGCGACGACGCCGUCGCGGCUCCCACUCCCUCUCCCACUCCUCCCCAAGCAGCGGCGGCGGCGGCCACCGAGCAGCGGCGCGACGAGGGCAUCGUUCGCCAUGGCGGCGGCACUUGGGCUCAGCGGCGGCGAGGCGUUCCGGCUGUCGGCGGAUGCGGGCGCGGGCGCGCUCAAGCUGCACAAGGACGACAUCACCCUCUGGUCCGUCGACGGCGCCACCGUCGCCAUCGUUAAUGCUGCUAAUGAACGAAUGCUAGGAGGUGGAGGUGUUGAUGGAGCUAUACAUCGAGCUGCUGGACCUGAACUCGUAGAGGCCUGCCCAGUCCAGAGACGCGGGGCUGGCAGAUUCUCCUACGCCGACGAGCUUCUCAAGGCGUUCUGCGCUGCCUUUCCUUCUUCUUCAUCGUCGUCGUCUCUGCCGACGCCUGCGCCGCCGCCGACGCAGCCGCAGCCAGAGCAGCAGAAACCAGUGGUGGUGGUGGUGUAGGAGAAUCUGCCAGCCCCGACGACGGCCUCUCCGGCGAAGGCGAAGCUGGCGGCCGCGAGGCAGGUGCCAGGCGGCGUGGCUAGAUCCAAGAGGAGGUGAGCUUUCUUCACUUUGCCUCCACGCUCACCCACGCCGUCGCCUUCGGCUUCCCGCGUCGCAGCCGCCGCCGCCGCCUCCUCUCCGCCACCGCGCUCGCCCGCCGACGCCGCCUCGCCCUGCCGCCGCCGUCCCAUUCUCCCGUGUCUCCGCCACCGCAUCGCCGGCGACCUCCUCCCCACCGUCGACCGGCCUGCCAAGUCCAGAGAGGAGUGAGAGAGAGAAAGAGAGAGAAGAGAGGAAAGGAGAGGAAGGGAGAGGCCAGCCUGCUGAAGUGGCAUCCUGACAUGUGGGUCCUACGUGGGUCUCACGCUGACUCAGCCGCCACGUCGGACAAAACCGGGUGCAAAACCACCGAGGGACCUAAUCCUACACUGGUUUUAUAAGUUGGGGGAUGAGUUGUAUCCGGUUUCGUGGUUAGGGACGAUUUUGUAACUCGAUGACAAGUUGAGGGACCUUCGGUGUACUUUUUCCUUCUACCAGGCCUUACUGUCCAUCACAGAGCGAUGUAGCCCACAGCCAAAUAUAAGGCUUUGGAGUUCGGAAGGCGGAACUGGACACACGGCCCAUCCUCUUUUCCGCGGUGGACUGGUUUGCGGGCCAGACCAACAAAACAAAUGUAGGAAUAAGUCUAUUUUGCUUCCCUCAACUCAUGAGCGUGGUUGAAUCGCACCCCUCAACUGCAAAACCGGGUAUAACCCGUCCCUUAACUUUCAAAACUGUUGCAAAUCAA